Molecule: messenger RNA, 3708 nt
Organism: Tigriopus californicus
Lineage: Eukaryota; Metazoa; Arthropoda; Copepoda; Harpacticoida; Harpacticidae
Product: ankyrin repeat and BTB/POZ domain-containing protein 3-like
Exons: 3
Coding region: 377-3649 (1090 amino acids)
Molecular function (GO): protein heterodimerization activity
Source: RefSeq, a predicted model, not a curated record
UUUGGUUCGGUCACAAGGCCCUAAACUUGGAGACCCCAAAGACGCUCGGCCUGCUUCUGUAGGUGUGAAACAAACUAAACCUCCAUCAGUAUCCGUUCACCCAAGAGGGGAUCACGUGUAUGUGCAUGAGGCACCCGAAAAAGACACUUCCUCUCCACCCGAUCAUUUCAACACCGGCGAAACAUAUUUCCAAAAGAUCAAUGCCGAGGGAUUCGUGACCAAUGUCUUAGUUGAUGACAACAACAUCUUCCACGACAGUGAUAAUAAAGUUGAUUACGAUGGUAGGGGUGGCAGUGAUGUCGAAGAUCUGUGCAAGAGUCCAGAGCCAGACUCUGGAUAUCAAAUUCUCAGUACAAACGAUGAAGAAGCGGAGCGAAUGAACAGAUUGGAACGGCGAAAGCCAACCCAAUUGAAGCCACUUCGUACUUCCAACACUCCCAAAGGGCCUCCGAUCGGGAAAAGAGCCACCACGAAAAAGAGCAAAGCUACAGAAAACUCUGAUCACAGCCAUGUUCGAAAUGGGCGAGUCGAAGGAACUCGGCAGGCGGAAAUCAUUCCGAGCCGGGUGAGACAUUUAUUGGAUGUGAAAAACGCCAUUGAGCGACUGAAUAUCGAGACCAAUUUGAGUGACGAGGACAGUGCGUCCAGCUCAAGCAGCGCCAAGAGUAGCUCCAGUCUCGAGAGUGGUCCAUCCCAUUCUGGACAUCAUCUCAACACGGCUCGUCCGAAGCAUGGAUCCACCACUCUCAACACAACGGUUACGUCAGCCGACGAGUUCGUGUGGAUCGAUUCGCACAAUCGCUUGGUCGAGCUCCAGCAACUCCCAUGGUCACCGGCUGACAUCAUGAAGGUGAUUCAUGACGGAACUUCGGAUUCGCACACGGAUCAAGUCGAUCCUGAUCUUGUACCGAGAUUGUCCUAUUAUCUGCAAAGGGUCUUGGUUCGUUUGGCGAGAGAAGCUCAAAGGCUCGCAAAGACAGUUGGAAAAUGUGGGUCUGCCGAAAUUGGAACUGCGGUUCAAGUCGUGCUGUCUCCUGGUAUCGCGAUCUCAGUCACCAGGGCCUGCUUACGUUCUUCGGCCAUGUUCGCCAUUUCAUCUGAGGUCAACCGACAUUCUAAAGCUAGACGGGCAGGCCUGAUUUUUAAUGUGGGCAAAAUGUUCCAGUGGAUGUGUUUGGUCAAAAUCGGGAGAUUCAUUCACGAAGAGUCCGCUGUGUACUUGACCGCAGCCAUUCAAUGUAUUUUAGAAGAAAUUCUCGUUGAAAGCUGGAAAACAAUCAGUCGAUUUGGUAAACUCUGUGCGUCGCUUUUGGAGCGUGUUGUGGCCGACAAUUGCGAUUGGUGGGGCAUUUGCCAACCGUUUGCUCAUCUCAGCUCAAGUCGAAUCGGAUCCGGACAACUCAUGAUGUCAUCCCACUUCGAUCAAAUUUUGGCCAAUUCUAAGACUAAGACAACCGACGAGACGAAACGCGAGAAGAAUAUUCGACAGAUCCUGCUGACCACUUGUGUCGGUUCGGUGGAAGAAUUGGAAGAAAUGCUAUUAAUUGGGUCGAAUGCGCUGAAAAAGCUAUGGCAGGGGCCGAGUGGCAACAACAUUAGUAGUGGGCAUUUGUGUGGAGCAUCCAGAUCCACCGGAUCAUCGUUGAGUGCCAUAACCUCCUUUCGUAGAGAUAUUCAUUGGCAAAUUGAGGCCAUUCAUGCUCUCUACCAUUUCAUGAGGUGCUCGCAACUCGAGUACAUCGGCCAAGAAGGACGCUCUCCAAUACAGGAGCUGGUUUAUGAAAGGCCCUACAUGGUUUUGCCCCCGAUCAUAGAAUGGAUUCGAGUUGGCGAUGCCUUUGCCCAAUACCGAUCGAGCAGCACCAUAGAUAAAGACGAUGUCCUCCAAGCAGCUCGAAUUCUUCUUCCCGGAAUGGAUUGCCCACCCCGAAUUCUCUUUUCAAUGCAGUCCUCGCUCCAUUCUAAUGGGGACACGGACUUGGAUGUCAUUGAACGUUAUGAACGGGAACUGACUUUCAAGCUGCUGCAUUCUGGGAGACGAGACGUAAUCGCUCAUGCAAUGAAAACACUGCCCAACCAUUGCAAAAAUGCCAGAAACCCCAAUGGCCUCACCUCGCUCCAAUGCUUGGCUCUCCAAGGAGAUGCGUUUGCUCUCCGGUCAUUAUUGGACGCUGGCUUCAAUGUGAACUCUGGCACUGAAAGUGAGGGCGGACAGAGUCACGAAUUCCUGCAAUGGCCUCCACUUUGCUUUGCGGCUUUAAAUGGUCAUGUCAAGGUUUGUCGGGCUCUAUUGGAAUUUGGCGCUUGUGUCGAGGGCUCUCUGACGGUGACUGGUCAGGAAACACCAUUACAACUUGCCGCUGCCGCAGGCCACUUGAGAAUUGUCGAACUUCUCAUGUCCCACGGAGCCAGUCCUUUCUUUAAUCAAGAGAAGGAGGAUGUCCUGUUGACUUCCAAAUCCAGCAACCAAAACUGUCUGCCACCUCUAUCAAUCGCUGCAGCCCACGGCCAGAGAAGGCUACUCCACGUGAUGAUGACCCAAAGCCUUCUUGUUAAGACAGCUGAUUCGGUUCAAAAGAAGAAAGAGUUUGACGGGAAUGAGAUUCUGUCUUUGGCGGAGAUUCUUGCCGAAGGUGCCACCAACUCUACAUGUCCCUCGCCAGGAGAGGAGAAUCAAUUGCCUAAUAAGUCUGCUAUGCCUGCCACCAGAAUGACCAAAGUCCAGACUAAGCAUCUGCAGGAAGCCAUGUAUCACGCAGCUGAAAGCAACAACUUGGAAAUUGCUCUGGAUAUUCACAACUUUGGCGUACCCUGGACCUUGUACUGUUGGAUUCAAUGUCUUCAAAUUGCUCAAGAGACUCAUGCACAUCAAUACAUAAACGAAAUACUUCAGGACUUUUCGAAAGAGUGGCUCAAUGAUCACAAGAACUACUUUGCAGAAGAGGCUCUUCCCGUCUUAUUCCAGUUGUUUAAAACCACGAAAAAUGAAAGUACCCUGCUAAUGUUGGCUGAUAUCUUUGGAUCAUCUUUUGGAUCAAGACCUCUGUCACCCGUAAACGUUUACCAAGAUGACACUGGAGUAAGCGAGUUCUCGCCGAGAAUUGAUCCCAAAUUUGUGAACAAUCCAGAACUAAGCGACGUCCAAUUCCGGGUAGAGGGUCGCAUCUUCUACGCUCACAAACUCGUUUUAGUGACAGCCUCGCCCAGAUUUCAUUCCAUGUUGAAUUCGAGAUUUUGUGAAGGCACUCCGCCAGUUCUUCAAAUCAAUGAUAUUCGUCAUAACAUAUUUAACAUGGUCAUGUUAUACCUCUACAACGGGAACACCGGGGAACUCCACGUGGAAGGUCCCGAUGUCUUAGAGUUGAUGGCUGCGGCCAAUUUCUUUCAGUUGACAGGACUAUUAAAAUAUUGUGAGGUUUUUUGUUCAAAACUAGUGGAUCUGGAUAACAUUGUGUCCUACUAUAUUCAUGCGAAAGUUUACUUAGCCUCAAACUUGUUGAACUAUUGCGAAAGAUUUUUGCUGCAAAAUUUGGUAGCCUUACUUACAUAUGAUGACUCUGUUAAAAGGCUUCUCUUUGGGAAAAAACUGCAGAAUCAUGAUGUGUUGAAUGGACUUCUGAAAUGUUUACAGAAUCGACUGCAGAAAUAGACCUCUUUUUUACCUUUAUUGUGAGCUCUAUCUUGAAGAAAAUAAAUUCCUAUAUUAUA